Messenger RNA from Scomber japonicus (chub mackerel), 2829 nucleotides. RefSeq names its product SATB homeobox 1a (gene satb1a). The transcript is spliced from 10 exons. Gene Ontology annotation, biological process: chromatin remodeling; regulation of transcription by RNA polymerase II. The record is from RefSeq and is a predicted model, not a curated record. Lineage: Eukaryota; Metazoa; Chordata; Actinopteri; Scombriformes; Scombridae. Gene Ontology annotation, molecular function: RNA polymerase II cis-regulatory region sequence-specific DNA binding; DNA-binding transcription factor activity, RNA polymerase II-specific.
AUGGACCCCUUGUGUAAUGGAGCCAAGAAACCUGAGGGUAGUGAUCCCACUGCAGACCCCCGGCCCCCUCCUGCCAAGCUGGCUCGUCUGGAACAAAACGGAGCGGGACCCUCAACCCAGGAGAGCAGCAGACAAGGGAGUCCAGGGGCCAAAAACCCCUCCCUGGCCCAGAAACCCACCACAGUGAAGUCACAGGGCAAGAGCUGGCACACCAAAGGAAGCUUGCUGCCAGUGUUCUGUGUGGUGGAGCACAGGGAAAGCUCUUUGGAGGGAGAGAGGACAGAAGAACAUGCUGAGUUUGUGUUAGUUAAGAGAGACCUGCUGUUUAACCAGCUGAUAGAGAUGGCCCUGCUGACCCUGGGCUACUCACACAGCUCUGCCGCACAGGCCAAAGGUCUGAUUCAGGUGGGCAGAUGGAACCCGGUGCCUCUGUCUUGUGUAACAGAUGCUCCAGAUGCCACAGUGGCCGACAUGCUGCAGGAUGUUCACCAUGUUAUCACCCUUAAAAUACAGCUGCACAGGUAGGGCACAGACAUCUUGAAAUCAUUUUGUUUGUUUAUUUAAUCAAGCUGUCCUAAAUUGGAGGAUUUGCCAGCUGAGCAGUGGAGUCACUCAACAGUAAGGAAUGCCCUGAAGGAGCUCCUCAAGGACAUGAAUCAGAGCUCGCUGGCCAAAGAGUGCCCACUGUCCCAGAGUAUGAUAUCAUCUAUUGUAAAUAGCACUUACUAUGCAAAUGUCUCAGCUGCCAAGUGUCACGAGUUUGGUCGAUGGUACAAGCACUUCAAGAAGACCAAAUGCUUCAAGGAGAUUAACAGCUUUUCUGACCAGUCAACACAUAUCACCCUCACCCAGCAGCCGAUCACAAGUAGCCCAGCUGAUCAGAGCUCGAGCCUUCUUUUCCCUCGUGGAGGAGUAGCCAACAUCUGCGGCCGUUCCCCUCUCGGCCUUCAUCCCCCUGGGUUGGUAACCCAACCUCUCAACUGCCAAAUGGUCAGCCAGCAGCUAGUGAUGGCCCAGUUUCUCAACCAGCAGUAUGCUGUUAGCCGCAUGUUAGCUGGCCAGGGUCUGUCGCCGUCCCCACAGCAGUAUCUCAACCACCCGCCUGUAGGGAGGCCUCCUGCCCAGGUCUUUUCCAAACCCCCUGAUUCCCAAGGCCCGCAGCAGGCCCAGUGUGGCCCAGGGGGAGGCCCUGCAGCAGGGCAGCAAAGCCAGACAUUGCCUGGGUCCUCUCUGGGGCCAGCAGAUGUGCCAAAUGAAAUCUACCACUGUGUGAGAGAGGAACUGAAGAGAGCAGGCAUCUCCCAAGCCAUCUUUGCCCGAGUGGCCUUCAACAGGACCCAGGGCCUGCUGUCAGAGAUCCUGCGGAAAGAGGAGGAUCCUAAACAUGCCUCCCAGUCCUUGCUGGUCAACCUGCGAGCCAUGUACGGCUUCCUGCAGCUCCCCGAGGCUGAGAGGGAGCGCAUUUACCAGGAGGAGAAAGAACGAAGCCUGACCGGAUUCACACCCAGCUGUAACAACACGCCACCAAGAUCCACACAGGCGAGACUGUCUCCAGUCACAGCAGACAGAGGGUUGAGGACAGACAGUUGUGUUCUCAAUGUCAGCUCUUCUAUCUACGAGGAGAUUCAGCAUGAGAUGAAGAGAGCCAAGGUGUCUCAGGCCUUGUUUGCAAAGGUGGCCGCCUCCAAGAGUCAGGGCUGGCUGUGUGAGCUGCUGCGUUGGAAAGAGGAUCCCAGUCCAGAGAACCGAACCCUGUGGGAGAACCUAUGCAUGAUCCGCCGGUUCCUCAGCCUGUCCCAGACUGAACGUGAUGCCAUCUACGAACAGGAGAGCAUCAACACGACAGCACAGCAGCACUGCUCUGACAGGCUUACGCUGCUCAGCAGUGACAACACACUGUAUCAACGUCACUCUCCACUGCCACAGCAACACCAUCUUCAACCCCAUCAACCAUUGCAGCCCGAGACAGGACCUCACCUAUCUCCACGGCAACCAUGCGCUGCAUCACCAGCUGAAUCUGAGGCUGGGGGCAACUGGGGGCACUUGAGAGUACGUUUGCAGGGCAGAGGCAGCAGCAGUGGUGAGAGAGUGGACAGUAAGGAUUGGGUUGAGGGGGGAAGAGGGGAUAGGGGGAGUUUGGGUGGAGACUGGGGUUCUACUGGGAGGGUGAUAGACAAGAGUACAGAAAGCAAGGAGCGGGAGAGAGGUGGAGAUGAUGGUGAGGAAGGCAUAAAUGAGAGCAAUGGAGACAGUAAAGAGCUCAAGUUUAAGGAGAAGCUCUCUGUGAUGUGGCCUGGUGUAAAGGAUGAGGACCAAGCUAGGGUUGGGGUUUGUGCAGAGGCAGAUAAUGAGGUCAAAGCAGGAGAUGAGGUUACAGGUGAGGGGUUAAAAGUGUCCCAUGAAGCUCUGGGUAUCCUGCAGAGCUUCAUCCAGGACGUUGGCCUCAACCCAGAUGAGGAGGCAGUCCACACCCUUUCAGCUCAGCUGGGCCUGCCCAGACACACCAUCCGCAGCUUCUUCAACAGCCAGGACCAUGGGCAGGGUCAAGACCAGUAUCAACACCAGAGCCAGAUCCAAAAACAUACACGAGAAAACCAGCAAUGUGGCACAGACCCAAACCAGUCACAGGAAGUCAAAACUACUGAGGAACAAAGGCAGGAAGAUAAUGCAAAGGCUGAAACAGAAGAAAAUGAGGAGGAGGAGGCAGAGGAGGAGGAGAAGGAGGAGACGGGGAGAAAUGACUUGAGCGAGAUAACUAUUUUGAAAGAGUUGGAAGUUGGCACUCAAACAAUUCCCCAUAUGAAGGAAGAGCGGGACAGCUACAUCUAG